AUGUUUCGUCUGGCUAAUCUGGGUAGUCGAUCAUCAUCGGCAAUAAUUUCUCAAAUAAUAAAACGUACAUAUGCUAAAGAAAUCAAAUUUGGCUCAGAAGCUCGUGUACUAAUGUUACAGGGUGUGGAUAUAUUGGCAGAUGCUGUCGCUGUCACUAUGGGUCCAAAGGGACGAAAUGUUAUUCUUGAACAAAGUUGGGGUUCACCGAAAAUAACAAAAGAUGGUGUCACAGUGGCUAAAGGAAUUGAACUAAAAGAUAAAUUUCAAAAUAUUGGUGCAAAAUUGGUACAAGAUGUAGCCAAUAAUACAAAUGAAGAAGCUGGUGAUGGAACAACAGCAGCAACAAUUCUUGCACGUGCGAUAGCCAAAGAAGGUUUCGAUAAAAUAAGUCGAGGUGCGAAUCCAAUCGAAGUACGAAGAGGCGUUAUGUUAGCUAUUACAGCUGUCGUUGCUGAGUUAAAAAAAAUGUCCAAACAAGUAACUACACCAGAAGAAAUCGCUCAGGUAGCAACAAUUUCUGCUAAUGGAGAUGUAUCGAUUGGUGACAUUUUGUCAAAUGCAAUGAAAAAAGUGGGAAAAGAUGGCGUUAUCACAGUCAAGGACGGAAAAACUCUAAUUGAUGAAUUGGAAGUUAUUGAAGGAAUGAAAUUCGAUCGUGGUUUUAUCUCACCUUACUUUAUUAAUACAUCUAAAGGUGCAAAAUGUGAAUUUCAAGAUGCACUUACACUUCUUAGUGAGAAAAAAAUAUCAUCUGCUCAAGAAUUGCUUCCAGCCCUUGAAUUAGCCAAUAGCUCAAGAAAACCGUUAUUGAUCAUAGCUGAAGAUAUUGAUGGAGAAGCAUUAACUACUCUUGUUCUUAAUAGACUAAAAGUUGGUUUACAAGUAUGUGCUGUGAAGGCCCCCGGAUUUGGUGAUAAUAGAAAAAACACAUUGAAAGAUAUCUCAAUUGCAUGUGGUGGAACAGUGUUUGGUGACGAAGCAAAUAUAGCGAAAUUAGAUGAAAUACAAGCAAGCGAUUUUGGACGUGUAGGUGAAGUAUCAGUAACGAAAGACGAUACAUUAUUAAUUAGAGGUAAAGGUGAUCCACAAGGUAUACAACGCCGAAUUGAUCAUAUAAGAGAAGAAGUCGAAGAAACAAAUAGUGAAUAUGAAAAAGAAAAAUUACAGGAACGUUUAGCUAAAUUAUCAAAUGGAAUUGCUGUUUUGAAAGUGGGUGGUUCGUCCGAGGUGGAAGUGAAUGAGAAAAAAGAUCGUAUUACUGAUGCAUUGAAUGCCACACGAGCAGCAAUUGAAGAAGGAAUUGUACCUGGCGGUGGUGUGGCACUUUUGAGGUGUCUGAAAACAUUAGAUAAAGAUGUACCAACGACUAACGAGGAUCAGAAAAUUGGCGUUGAAAUUGUGCGAAAAGCGUUACGUAUGCCAUGUUUUACAAUUGCUAAAAAUGCCGGUAAAGAUGGCAGUGUUAUUGUUGAAAAAAUCAUUAAUAGUUCAUUUGAAAUUGGGUAUGACGCACAGACAGAUCAGUUUGUUGAUAUGGUGAAAGCUGGAAUUAUUGAUCCAACCAAAGUUGUUCGAUCAGCAUUACAAGAUGCCAGUGGUGUUGCAUCAUUAUUAACAACGGCUGAAGUUGUUGUUGUUGAAAUGCCUAAACCUGAAAAAGAAGCAGCAGCCCCUGGGAUGGGUGGCGGUAUGGGUGGUAUGGGCGGUAUGGGUGGAAUGUAUUAG
This is a messenger RNA of Didymodactylos carnosus, 1725 nucleotides long. The record is from the annotation of a GenBank genome assembly. Lineage: Eukaryota; Metazoa; Rotifera; Eurotatoria; Philodinida; Philodinidae.